AAAUCCAAUUUACGAUGCAUCAUGUGGCUGGAUCAUCGUUGAGCCCAAGGCUGUGACACUUGUCAAGGGCAAUCUCGCAACAUAUUCCAAUCAAUCUCAAACCCCUCAUGGGUCAUGGUCACGACAAUCCUGCGCAAUACCUGUUCCCAGCAAGCCGCCAACCAGGGCCUGGUAGUGGUAUGGAGAUGUGACGGGCUGCCCCAUUUCAUGAUCCCAAGCUCAUGCAGGUCAAUAAAACUGUUGUAUCGUGCGUGGAUUAGAGCAUGCUACAUGCCGUCUGACACCGUUCCACCGUCAGUGCGCCUUCCUUCCGAUCCUCGAUCUCUUUGCCAGUUUUUACACUUUCCGAACGCCUGGUGGAUGAUCUUCCUCGAACACGAUGUCAUCGAAAACUCUGUUCGUCAAUCACGCCAUUUUCAUCAUCGUACGGAGAGAGAUUCAGUCAGCCUCAGUUGGCCCUACAGCUGCAGUCGUGAGAACGUAACCCCGCCUUCUGCACAGCCUCCCAGAACGAGGAUCAUUGCAUACUCUGGAAUGGUUCGAGAUAACCCCCGCAGAGAGGAAAGAUGACGGACCAACCGGAAUGGAAUGUCGCCGGCUGUCUUAUCUGGCACGGUGCGAGAAGGCUGGCCGCCAAACAGCUAGAAGGGGGAGGGGCUGUUUGUAUCAGCCUCGUCGCGUAGUGGCCUCCGGCCAAACCUUAUUCGGUGCAGAUGA
Molecule: messenger RNA, 717 nt
Organism: Aspergillus wentii DTO 134E9
Lineage: Eukaryota; Fungi; Ascomycota; Eurotiomycetes; Eurotiales; Aspergillaceae
Exons: 1
Coding region: 115-570 (151 amino acids)
Source: RefSeq, a predicted model, not a curated record